AGAGGGAUAGCUGCGAGGCUUAUGAUCAACCUGUUCGUAUUUUUCUUACAUCCUUAUACUUGUUUCUCUCUUCGGCUUUUUAUCGUCACCUAAGAGGCACGAUAGUGUAGAUAUAGAUAUAGGUAAUCUAACGAGAAACAAAGAAUGUAUGCUGCCCCGUCGGAAUGGUCUGCUACUCGAGCAACUUCUCACCGUCGGGCGUCUACUGCUGCGCGGGCGAAUCUCAAUGUCUCGCCAGCGAGGCCCAGCCACCACGUUGCGACGGCCGGAUGAGCCCCUGCAACAAGAGCAUCGGGGGCGGCUGCUGCGCGCCGAACACCGAGUGUACUAAAGACGGCUGUCUGAAGGUAUACCGUGCGGAGCCGGGGCUCGCGACGAACGUUUUAAGCGGCCCGCCUACGACCAUCACGAGAACUACCACUGUCUUGGGAGUAGGGACGGGGGUCGGCGGGGUCACGGUCACGACAGUCAAGAUAGCAGAGACGGGGCAGAGCGGGGGGCUAAAGGGGAUUAAGCCCGCAUUUGGCUUUUCUAGUUACCCGUCGUUGGAGGUGUUUGUCUGUGGGUUCGCUCUUGUGUUCUCCUAUGUGAUGGUUUUAAGGGGUGGUUAAGACUGUUCGCUUGAGGAUCAGGGUUUGAGCCUUGAUCAUAACGGGGUACUUGUGCAGUAUAUCCUAUAUUCCUUCAGAUUGUAUCGCAUUCACGGUAUGAUUACCUUUCAUGCCUUCCUCACAAUUUAAUUAGG
This is a messenger RNA of Daldinia loculata, 745 nucleotides long. RefSeq lists its product as uncharacterized. The record is from RefSeq and is a predicted model, not a curated record. The transcript has a single exon. Lineage: Eukaryota; Fungi; Ascomycota; Sordariomycetes; Xylariales; Hypoxylaceae. The coding region runs from base 165 to 611 and encodes 148 amino acids.